UGUCUCUCCCGCAUAAGAAAUAUCGACAAACCCACAGGCCUACAAGAGAAAAAACCAAACAAGCCCUUUGCUUGACGAUCUCCACGAUGCUGUUUGUUUCUCCCUCAUUGCUUCUUAAUAAUCUCCUCUGCUCUCUUUCCCUAUAACCUUCUCCUCCUUAGAUCCUCUCUUUGUCCCAUUCCGGUAGCAAGAGAUCUCAAAUUCUGAAAUCACUCCCUGGUAAAUUGAACUCUUCGACUCUUGUUUGAUUUAAGAGAAAUUUUCGAAUUUGGUUUGAAUUUUGGAAUCCGUUUGGUUGGUUGAUUGGGAGAUUGGAGUAUCAAGCUUCAGAUUUGGAGAAUGGCUUCAAUAUCACAUUCUCCAGUUUCUUUCACUGGAACUUCAGCUUCCGAUCUUCUUCGGAGCUCCAGUAAUGGAGUCAGUGGCAUCCCUUUGAAAUCCCAAGGAAGGGUACAGUUGUACACAAGGAGAAGGAACUUUGGUGUCACUGCAGCACUUAGGAAGGUGAAGAAGCACGAGUAUCCAUGGCCUGAAGAUCCGGAUCCAAAUGUGGAAGGCGGGAUUCUUGCUCAUCUCUCACAUUUUAAGCCUUUGAAGGAGAAGCCUAAGCCAGUUACUUUGGAUUUUGAGAAACCGCUUGUCCAGCUUGAGAAGAAGAUAAUCGAUGUGAGGAAGAUGGCCAAUGAAACUGGCCUGGAUUUUAGUGAUCAGAUCAUUUCACUCGAGAAUAAAUACCAUCAGGCCCUGAAGGACUUAUAUACACAUUUGACCCCAAUUCAACGUGUGAAUAUUGCACGGCACCCUAACAGACCCACUUUUCUUGACCACGUAUUUAACAUUACGGACAAGUUUGUGGAGCUUCAUGGAGAUCGUGCAGGGUAUGAUGAUCCUGCUAUUGUUACUGGUUUAGGAACCAUAGGUGAUAGAAGAAUGAUGUUCAUAGGUCACCAAAAGGGUAGAAACACGAAGGAGAACAUUCAGCGUAACUUUGGUAUGCCUACUCCCCAUGGUUACCGGAAGGCUCUGCGCAUGAUGUACUAUGCAGAUCACCAUGGGUUUCCUAUAGUUACUUUCAUUGACACACCUGGGGCAUUUGCAGACCUUAAAUCCGAGGAACUAGGUCAAGGUGAAGCCAUUGCUCACAAUUUGAGGACCAUGUUUGGUCUGAAGGUACCAAUUGUUUCUAUUGUUAUCGGGGAAGGUGGUUCUGGUGGCGCCCUGGCCAUCGGCUGUGCUAAUAAAUUGUUAAUGCUUGAAAAUGCUGUCUUCUAUGUUGCCAGUCCAGAAGCUUGUGCAGCAAUAUUGUGGAAGACUGCGAAAGCCUCUCCGAAGGCAGCCGAGAAGCUGAAAAUCACUGCUACAGAACUGUGCAAGCUGCAAAUUGCUGAUGGGAUCAUCCCUGAGCCGCUUGGUGGUGCACAUGCAGAUCCAUCUUGGACCUCGCAGCAGAUAAAAGCUGCGAUUAAUGAAUCCAUGGAUGAGCUCGAGGCGCUCAUGGAGAAAAACCCAGAAGAGAUACUGAGGCAUCGCAUGCUCAAGUUUAGGAAAAUUGGAGGGUUCCAAGAAGGAACCCCAAUAGAUCCUAAAAGAAAAUUCAACAUGAAAAGGAAAGAAGGGCCUAUUCAAGCCAAGACUUCAGAGUUGAAUUUGAAGGAUGAUAUUGAGAAACUGAGGCAGCAAAUUUUGAAAGCGAAGGAGUCUUCUACCGGGCCUUCUGAGUUAGCUUUGAAUGAGAUGAUUGAGAAACUAAAGAAAGAGAUUGAUCUCGAAUUUUCCGAGGCAGCUAAAGCCAUGGGCGUGAAGGAUAGGAUUGAGAAAUUGCGCCAAGAAUUUUCAAAAGCAAAUUCACAAGACCAACUUAUGCAUCCUGGUCUGAUGGACACGAUUGAGAAGCUUAAGGCCGAGUUUAAUCAAGGCCUUUCAUCGGCUCCUAAUUAUUCAAGCCUGAAGUAUAAGCUUGACAUGUUGAAUGAGCUCUCUAAAACAAAAGGCCUUUCCGAGAACAAAAAGAAGGCUGCGACAUUGAAGCAGGAAAUCAAUAACAAAUUCAAAGAAGUCAUGGAUCGCCCUGAUAUUAAGGAGAAGAUGGAAGCACUGACAGCUGAAGUCCAAAGAUGUGGGGUUUCGAAAUUUGAUGAUUUAGACCAAGGUUCGAAGGAUACUAUUUUGAAGAUGAAAAAGGAGAUAGAGCUGGAAGCGGUUAAUAUCCUUAAGUCCAUGGGGCUGGAGAUAGAAGUUGUAGAAAAGGCAAGAGAAUUCAGUGAAAGGACUACAUUCCCAGAAUUUAAAGCUCGGCUAGAAAACUUGAAUGAAGAAGUUAACAAGAAAAUUGAAGACGUGGUCAACUCAUCAGAUCUGAAAAACAUGAUUGGAGUGCUGAAGUUGGAGAUAGCGAAGGCAGGAAAGACCCCAAAUACUGAGUCAAGAAGAAAGAUUGAGGCCCUGGAGCAACAGAUUAAGCAGAGGCUUUCAGAAGCUUUGAGUUCCUCAGAAUUAAAGGAGAAGCAUGAAGAGCUGGAAGCAGAGAUUUCUGAAGCCUUAAAAUCUUCUGGAGGAUUAGAUGGAAGCUUAAAAGCAAAAAAUCCAAUGGAAGACAACUCUAAGCAUGAUGAACCAAGAGUGGAGGUUAAUUUGGGUGCAAAUUGCAGCUAAGGUUUGACACUUCACUUUUAGGGAGUGGAUUUCCAGGGAAGACGAUAAAUGCUUGGUGUUUCGAUGUAGUUGAGGUGACUCCCUGACAGAACAUGCUGCCGCCUUUAGGUUCUCCGGUUAUACAUUCUCCUUUCAUGGCAGUGCACAAGGCUUUGCUUCGAGAGGAACAUGAGAGUCGAGACAGUUUCUGCUUUAGUUAUUCCUUUUCUAUAAUUUAAGUUACAGCUGCAACUCUUCCCUUUUGGACUAGACAUUUUUAGUUCUUAUCAGUUUCUCAUUUCUAUUCCCUUUUCUAGAUAAAACUAUGUAUAGAUGGUGUGUUGGAGGCUAAUAGCAAUGCUUCCAGGUAUCAGGAACAUCACUCCGCCCUUGUUGAAUAAUCCAGUUUCAAGUUUUGUGUGACAGCUGACUAAAUGAAUCUUAUUGAUAAUCAUUUUUUGGCUUAUUGA
Molecule: messenger RNA, 3101 nt
Organism: Tripterygium wilfordii
Lineage: Eukaryota; Viridiplantae; Streptophyta; Magnoliopsida; Celastrales; Celastraceae
Product: acetyl-coenzyme A carboxylase carboxyl transferase subunit alpha, chloroplastic
Exons: 12
Coding region: 340-2652 (770 amino acids)
Biological process (GO): fatty acid biosynthetic process
Cellular component (GO): acetyl-CoA carboxylase complex
Molecular function (GO): acetyl-CoA carboxylase activity; carboxyl- or carbamoyltransferase activity
Source: RefSeq, a predicted model, not a curated record